Molecule: messenger RNA, 3001 nt
Organism: Hippocampus zosterae (dwarf seahorse)
Lineage: Eukaryota; Metazoa; Chordata; Actinopteri; Syngnathiformes; Syngnathidae
Product: choline transporter-like protein 5-A
Exons: 22
Coding region: 306-2456 (716 amino acids)
Biological process (GO): transmembrane transport
Cellular component (GO): membrane
Molecular function (GO): transmembrane transporter activity
Source: RefSeq, a predicted model, not a curated record
CAAUAUUUUCUGGAAGGGACAAAACCGCAUUUCAUUCAACGUGCCUUAAUAUCAACAAGUCCCAAUCUGAAAUACUAGGUUGAAGGCUCAUUAUUGUUAGAUUUGUUGUUGUUGUGGUUGCAAAGCUCAUUGAAUGAAUGACUGCGUAUGGAGACUUGAGCCAUUUUCUCCCGCUCCUGUUUGAAGCUGUCUUGUAGCUCGUGGGACACUCUUGCGGCUGUCCCAAGUCCCAAUGGCAGCUGUGCUGCUUCACUGACAAAACGUUCAAUUUGUGCAUUUUCUCGGCGAGGCCAACGAAAGCGGACAUGCGGAUAAAAGCAGCUUGGAAAAGGGAUGGCGGAAGACUGGAAGAAGGUGAGCCACGCCCAUUUGAUCCUUUCUUCAGGGGUCCUGUCCAUCAAAGAAGCUACACCGAUGUGUUCUGCUGUUGGAUCUUUCUCCUUGCCGUUCUUUCAUACGGUGCCCUUGGAAUAGUGGCCCGGUUCCACGGUGACCCCAGGAAGGUGCUCCUUCCAACAAAUAGUUACGGAGAAUUUUGUGGUCAGAAGGGAACCGCAAAUGCGAAGAAGCCCGUUCUCUUCUAUUUCAACAUCUUGAAAUGUGCCAACCCUUCUCUUCUCAUCAACCUGCGGUGCCCAACAACUCAGAUGUGCGUGUCACGGUGCCCAGACAAAUUUGCCACUUAUACCGAGAUGCAACGGGAGCACAAAGCGCGCAACGGUUCCUGGCAGUAUUACAGCCAGUUCUGCAAACCUGGUUUUAAUAACCCUGACAAGCCGCUAUCGGAGGUUCUGCGAGACGAGGAUUGUCCCUCGGUGAUUGUGCCAAGUAGACCAUUUCUCCAACGAUGUCUACCAGAUGUGAUCGCUCGUAACGGGACGGCGACGGUGGCCAAUAAGACGAGGUUCCAAGAUGCUCUUGAAACGGCGCGCAGUGUCACCGAGCUCCAAGAUGCCGCCGAAGGCAUCAGAGGACUCGCCGAGCCUCGGCAGCUGGCCUUGAAGAUCGUGGAAGACUACGCCAAGUCUUGGCCGUGGAUUGUUGGAGGUCUAGCGGUGUCCUUGUUGUUUAGCCUGGCCUUUAUCGUACUGCUGAGAUUCACAGCCGGGCUGAUGUUGUGGGCAACCGUCAUCACUGUCACGCUCCUCCUCGCACAUGGUCUGUGGCACUGCUCGGUGGCCCUCGCCGCACUGGGACACAAUCGAGGUUCUGACGUCUCCAUUGCGCAAGUUGGACUGCAGACGGAUCUCGGAGUCUAUCUGCAGCUCAGAGAAACUUGGAUCAUUUUAUUGGUGGCGCUCGGAGUGACGGAGGUUUCCAUCUUGUUGAUCCUUGUCAUCAUGAGGAGGAGGGUCAAGUUGGCCAUUGCCCUGCUUAGAGAGGCCAGCAAAGCCGUCGGCCACGUCAUGUCAACCCUCUUUUACCCGCUCGUCACGUUUCUUUUGCUGACUGUUUGUAUUUCCUACUGGGCGGUGACCGCUGUUUACUUGGCAUCCUCGGGUGACGCCGUCUAUAAGGUGGUGUGCCCUGAUGGAAGCUGUCCGCAUAACAACAGCACUUGCAACCCGCAGACUUUCAACAGAAGCGACAUCUCCAAAGAAAAGGCGUGCGCUGGUUCUCAGUGCCUGUUUGCAUUUUACGGCGGGGAGACGGCCUACCACCGUUACAUCUUCCCGCUCCAGAUGGCCAACUUGCUGAUUUUUCUAUGGCUGGUCAACUUCGGCUCGGCCCUGGAACAAUGCACGCUCGCCGGGACGUUUUCCAGCUACUACUGGGCCAAGAGGAAGCCUGAGGACAUCCCUCCUUGCCCGCUCUUGUCGUCCUUCGGCAGGGCGCUCAGGUAUCACACGGGCUCUUUGGCCUUUGGGGCUCUCGUUCUCUCGGUUGCCCGUCUUUUUCGGAUGACGCUGAAAUACUUGGAGAAGAAACUAAAAGGGGUUGACGGCGGCCCUUGCAGAUUUAUCCUGUGCUGCCUCACAUGCUGUUUCUGGUGUUUGGAAAAAUUCAUUCGCUACCUGAACCAAAACGCUUACAUCAUGGUGGCAAUCGAUGGCAAGAACUUCUUGAGGUCGGCUCAAGAGGCAUUCUUCCUUCUCAUGAGGAACGUGGUCAGGGUUGCAGUUGUGGACAGAGUAACUGAUUUUCUGUUGUUUUUGGGAAAGGUAAUGAUAGCAGGAGGAGUCGGUGUGUUAACGUUGCUUUCGCUCACCAAGAAGAUUGCUCUUUUCCAGGAGGAAGUCCCCCAUCUCCACUACUAUGAGGUUCCUGUCAUGACAACCGUGCUGGGCGCCUACCUGAUCGCCGAUGGUUUCUUCGGUGUUUACGCCAUGUGCGUCAACACGUUUUUCCUCUGCUUCUGUGACGACUUGGAGCGAAACGACGGAAGCCCAGAAAAACCUUACCUCAUGUCACCGGAGUUGCACAGGAUUCUGGGGAAAGCCUCGCGCUCACGUUGAAGCCAAUCCUUGCGGCAGGAACUGCGGAAGGAAGAAGAGACUUUUUUUCCAGGGUGGGCCGUGCAGUUUCAUAACUUGACGUAUCACGUUGGGCCGGAUUGGACAAACGACACGGGAACCAUUUGUCGGAUUCUCUUCACGCUUCUGGCUCGGAGGCAGUCACAAGCAGAAGGACCUUGGAAUCGUCACUUCUGUUCAACUCGAGAGGAAUUACCUUGACUGCCUUUUGGAAGCGGCUUUCAUCUCUUCCAAAGUCUGGUAUAAUAUGAACGUGAAUGUGCGAUGGGUUGUUUUCAGACCAGUAGAAGUCGAGCGAUGCAGAGAGGUCCUGGGUGGUCGAAAAGAUCCCCCCGCCCCCUGUUCUGCAACUUCAAGUCAAUGCGCGACCUGGCGGUGAAAUGCCUGUCAUUACAAGUCCAAUUGAAAUGAAUGCAAUCAUUCACAUCGAACCUUAAUUGUGGACCAACCUUCGGCGGGCCGGAUUAAAAAGACCAAAAGGUCGGAUUCGGCCCGCGGGCCGUAGUUUGCACACCUCUGCACUACAC